AUGGGGAAAGAGGCAUAUGAUGAUUGGAAAAGAUAUAAAAGAGACCAAGAAAAUAAUUCUCAAAAAUAUCAGAUACUAACAAGGGAAAAUGGUGUAAAAAAUGUUCCAAGCUCAAAGCUUCGAGUCGGCGACUUGGUUAAAAUACACAAAGACCAAAGAGUUCCUGCUGAUGUAAUAUUACUUCGUACAACUGAAGCGAGCGGUGCUUGUUUCAUAAGGACUGACCAAUUGGAUGGUGAAACUGACUGGAAAUUGAGACUUGCUGUUCCAUAUUGUCAAAAGCUACAUUCCGAUGAAAGUUUAUUAUCAGUUGACGCUGAAAUAUACGCUGAUCCUCCGGCAAAAGAUAUUCAUAACUUUAUUGGUAACUUUUUGAGACAGUCACCUGGCAAUGUAGUACCUCAAAUUGAACCACUUAAUGUAGAAAAUACUUUAUGGAUGAAUACAGUACUUGCGUCUGGUACUGCUAUCGGAUUUGUGAUAUAUACGGGCAAAGAUACGCGAGCAGUAAUGAAUACUAGCCAUCCAGAAACAAAAACUGGUUUAUUGGAUAUAGAAAUUAAUAAUCUUUCUAAGAUUCUUUUUGUUGUAACUUUGAUAUUUUCUAUAUUGUUGAUCGCGUUAAAUGGUUUUCGUGGUCUCUGUUUACGUGUCAAUUUAGAUAUGGGAAAAUCUGUUUAUGCAUAUCAAUUUAUGAAUGAUAAGGAAAUACCAAAUACAAUUGUUCGUACCAGUACGAUACCCGAAGAACUAGGUCGAAUCGAAUAUCUUUUAUCUGACAAAACCGGUACUCUUACAAAAAAUGAUAUGGAACUUAAAAAGCUUCAUAUGGGAACAAUGGCAUUCAAUUAUGAAUCAUGGGAUGAAGUUAGGACUAAUCUAGCAAGUGCGUUCGGAAAAUCAAAAGCUGGUCCUUCUACAUCUAUGACCGGUAAGGGUCGUAGAGACAUGUCUUUUAGAGUCAAGGAUAUUAUACUUGCACUCGCACUAUGCCAUAAUGUUACACCGGUUAUUGAUCCAGAAACUGAUGCAAUUACAUAUCAAGCAUCUUCUCCAGAUGAAGUCGCUAUUGUUCGUUUGACUGAACACGUUGGACUCACACUGGUUUUUCGAGAUAUUAACGAAAUACAUCUACGUGCACCGGAUGGUGAAGUGUUAGAAUUUUUAAUCCUUCAAACAUUCCCAUUUACAAGUGAAUCUAAAAGAAUGGGUAUAGUAGUGAAAGAUAAAGCUACUGGUGAAAUAAUGUUUUAUCAAAAGGGUGCAGAUGUUGUGAUGAGUAAAAUUGUACAAUAUAAUGAUUGGUUGGAUGAAGAAUGUGGCAAUAUGGCUCGGGAAGGAUUGAGAACACUAGUUAUUGCACGUAGGAAAUUGUCUGAAGAUACUUAUAAUGAAUUUCAAGAAAGGUUUAAUGAAGCAAAAGUGAGCAUAACUGAUCGUAAAGCUCAAGAACAAUUAGUGGUUGUUUCACUUUUGGAACGAGAUCUAGAACUUUUAGGUGUAACUGGUGUAGAAGAUAAACUUCAAGAUGAUGUAAAAAAUACAUUAGAACUCUUGAGAAAUGCUGGGUUAAAAAUUUGGAUGUUGACUGGAGAUAAAAUUGAGACAGCUACUUGUAUCGCCGUUUCAUCAAAGCUAGUAUCGCGAAGCCAAAAUAUACAUCAGAUAUCACGUGUGACUUCCCCAAAUGAAGCUGUGGAGGAAUUGGAAGUCUUGCAAAGCAAAAAAGAUAGUUGUUUAGUGAUUGAUGGUGUUUCGAUUCAGUUUUAUAUGGAUCAUUACAAAAAUGAAUUCAUUGAAGUAGCUGUACGCUUACCAGUUGUUGUAGCUUGUCGAUGCUCUCCCACUCAAAAGGCUGACAUUACGAAACUUAUUAUGGAAUUCACGGGGAAGAGAGUAUGCUGCAUAGGGGAUGGUGGUAACGACGUUAGUAUGAUUCAAGCAGCACAUGUUGGAGUUGGAAUAGUCGGAAAAGAAGGAAAACAAGCUUCAUUAGCAGCAGAUUUUUCCAUAACACAAUUUAGUUACUUGACUAAAUUGUUAUUAUGGCAUGGUAGAAAUAGCUAUAAAAGAUCAGCAAAACUAGCACAAUUUGUUAUUCAUCGUGGGUUAAUAAUAUCGGUCAUACAAGCAGUAUUCUCGGCAUUAUUCUUUUUUGCACCUAUCGCACUUUAUCAAGGAUGGUUGGUUGUUGGGUAUUCUACCAUUUAUACCAUGGCGCCGGUAUUCUCUCUGGUGUUGGAUAGGGAUGUGCAAGAAGAAACAGCAUUUAAAUUUCCAGAAUUAUAUAAGGAAUUGACCAAGGGGCGUUCCUUAUCUCUGAAAACCUUCUUCCAAUGGUUAAUGAUUAGUGUUUACCAAGGUGGUGCUAUAAUGAUUAUGUCAAUUCUAUUAUUUGAGGAUGAAUUU
This is a messenger RNA of Dentiscutata heterogama, 2409 nucleotides long. The record is from the annotation of a GenBank genome assembly. Lineage: Eukaryota; Fungi; Glomeromycota; Glomeromycetes; Diversisporales; Gigasporaceae.